Molecule: messenger RNA, 1176 nt
Organism: Lithohypha guttulata
Lineage: Eukaryota; Fungi; Ascomycota; Eurotiomycetes; Chaetothyriales; Trichomeriaceae
Exons: 2
Coding region: 1-1176 (391 amino acids)
Cellular component (GO): mitochondrion
Source: RefSeq, a predicted model, not a curated record
AUGUUCAACUCUUCACUGCGCCGUGUGGCGCGGACAUGUCCCAACAGCGUCCUCUGCAGUCGACCCUCCCCAACAGCCUCUCAUGGACAGAUAGCAGCUACCUUUGCUACGCAUUGUCAUCAACGACGAAACUCCUCUUCUAAGCCACCGAUACCGCCUAACAAUGGUUCUCCACCUAUACCUGCCGCCUCAGUGAAGCAGGUGGGCGCACCUCGCUCUACAGAUAAGCGACCAGGCGUUGAGUCACGCUUAUCGAAGCGUAAAGUCACAAAGACUGAAAAGGUCGAGGUUUCCAAGCCGAAGGAGGACUAUUCGAGCGAAUGGACGAGAUCUCUGCCGAGUGUGCCGAGCACUCAGCAUCUCAAUCCAAAAGAUGUCUACGUGGCAUCCUUCUUUUCAACACAUCGACCAAUCUCUAUAUCAGGUCCGCUUCCACCUGAAACCUCCAUAGAAGACAUCGAGAAGAUUUUCCAAGUUCGACCCCGAAAUCAACGGAGACCGCAGGAUGUUAUCUAUACCAUCUCGAAUGUGUUGCAGAAUCUUGACGAGAACGUGGCAACACAGCAACAACAGCAGCAAGCUGCUCAGCACGAAGAAGGUGUCACUCAAAGAGCAGAUAUCAUCAAAGCACUGACACAGCACAACAAUUCUGCCACCAACCCAGCAGACUCGAAUGUCAUUCAUCUCGAUGGUCAGCCACAGCAACAACAACAAAACACAGCAAACCUACGAGUUCCACCGAACGUCAAGCUCGUCAUCCAAGCCCUAGCACGCCAAUUCCGACCCUUCAACCCCCCACCAGCACCUGUAGCUGCUCCAGAAGUGGAGUUCUACCCAACCGAAGAACAAGAAGCAACCACCACCACAUCCCGAACUUCAACCACCCAAACAGCUACAACCACUCAAGAAUCCGCAACCCAAGAACAAACCGCAAACACCUUCUUCACCCCUUCCUUCCAACAAACCUCCCGCCGCACCCACCGAGCUACACUCCUCCCACGCCACCUCCGACAACUGCACCACUUCCGCAUCAGGGAUGUCCGCAGAAUAGGCGGGAUCAAGGAGAUACUGCUGAUCAGCGUGCGGAGACAGAGGAAGCUGAAGAUGAAGAAGCACAAGUAUAAGAAGCUGAUGAGAAAGACGAGGAAUUUGAGGAGACGGCAGGGUAAGAUUUGA